GCUGUGUAUGUAGCCAUUGCUGCAUCAAUGGGCAACAUGUUGCAAGGAUGGGAUAAUGCCACAAUUGCAGGAGCUGUUCUUUACAUCAAAAAAGAGUUCCAUCUAGAAACACAACCAACAAUCGAAGGUCUAAUCGUGUCCAUGUCACUUAUCGGUGCUACAGUGAUCACCACGUUCUCGGGAUCAGUGUCAGACGCCAUCGGGAGACGCCCAAUGCUCAUAAUAUCUUCAUUGUUUUAUUUCAUGAGUGGUUUGGUAAUGUUUUGGUCACCAAGUGUUUAUGUUUUGCUAGUGGCAAGACUUCUUGAUGGGUUUGGGAUAGGUUUGGCUGUGACACUUGUGCCACUUUAUAUUUCCGAAACUGCCCCUUCGGACAUUAGGGGACUGUUGAACACUUUCCCGCAGUUCACGGGUUGUGUUGGAAUGUUUUUAGCAUACACAAUGGUGUUCUUCAUGUCUUUACAGUCCAGUGCUAGUUGGAGAAUGAUGCUCGGGGUCCUUUCGUUACCUUCCAUUGCUUACUUUAUACUCGCGGUGUUUUACUUGCCUGAAUCUCCGCGGUGGUUGGUCAGUAAAGGUAAGAUGGAUGAAGCUAAACAUGUCCUGCAGUUGCUUCGGGGCAAAGAGGAUGUCUCAGGUGAAAUGGCAUUGCUAGUUGAAGGUCUAGAAGUGGGAGGUGAAACAUCUGUUGAAGAAUAUGAAAUCAAUGCCGACAAUGAGCUUAGUGAAGAUCAUGUUCGAGAGAAAGAUGAGAUCAAGUUGUAUGGUGCAGAAGAGGGUCAAUCAUGGGUCGCUAAGCCGGUUAGGGGCCAAAGUUCUUUAGUCCUGGCUUCGCGUCAAGGAAGUGUGGCUGCACAUAUGAUGGACCCGAUGGUGACUCUAUUCGGAAGCGUACACGAGAAACAAAACGAAAUGGGAAGUAUGAGAAGUAUGAUCUUUCCUACUUUUGGAAGCAUGUUUCAAGGAGAUCAACAACAAAAACCUGACAACUGGGAUGUCGAGAGCAAUCACGAAAAAGGGAAUUUAUCGGAGGACGAAACCGAUGAUAAUAAUCUAAAAAGCCCGUUGAUAUCGCCAAAUGCUAGGCAGCCUGGUGAGACCACUAGUGCCAUGGGGAUUGGUGGCGGGUGGCAGUUGGCCUACAGAAAGUCCGAAGAUGGGAAGAAUGCUGGCGGCCUAAAGAGGAUCUACUUGCACCAGGAGACUGGUGCUGAAUCUAGACGCGGGUCUGUUGCUUCACUCCUCGUUCCGGGUCCUGUUACUGGUGAUGGUGAUGUUGUUCGAGCGUCGGCUCUAGUGAGUAGAUCCGUUCUUUGUUUAGAUGGUGCAAUGGGUCAGAACCCAAUCCAGUCGGGUGCGAUCAAGCCACCGCCAUCUUCUAAAACAGGGACAAGUUGGUCUGAUCUUGCUGAACCCGGAAUUAAACAAGCGUUGAUUGUUGGUGUUGGGAUCCAAAUACUUCAACAGUUUUCUGGCAUUAACGGGGUUCUAUAUUACACCCCACAAAUUCUUGAACAAGCCGGGGUAGGAAUUCUUUUGGCUAACAUGGGCAUUGGUUCAGAAUCAGCUUCUUUUCUAAUCAGCGGUGUCACAACUUUGCUGAUGCUUCCUAGCAUCGGUGUCGCCAUGAAACUUAUAGAUCUAGCGGGCCGAAGGAUGUUACUUCUAGCAACUCUUCCUGUUCUUUUGGCAUCACUCAUUGUGCUAGUAUUAAGCAACACUAUCCCAAUGGACUCAGUUGUUCAUGCGGUCAUAUCCACCGUAAGUGUUGUGGUUUACUUUUGCACCUUUGUGAUGGGCUUCGGGCCGAUCCCCAACACACUUUGCUCUGAGAUCUUCCCGACUCGUGUUAGAGGUCUUUGUAUUGCCAUUUGUGCACUUACAUUUUGGGUUGGUGACAUUAUUGUUACUUACACGCUUCCUGUGUUGCUCACCACCAUCGGGCUAGCGGGUGCUUUUGGAAUAUAUGCGGUCGUGUGCACCAUUUCUUGGUUUUUUGUUUAUUUCAAAGUGCCCGAGACGAAAGGCAUGCCACUUGAAGUUAUUACCGAGUUCUUCGCCAUGGGUGCUGCUAAUAAGAAGGCAAACUGA
Helianthus annuus (common sunflower) is the source of this 2091-nucleotide messenger RNA. Its product is annotated as monosaccharide-sensing protein 2. Gene Ontology annotation, biological process: transmembrane transport. The coding region runs from base 28 to 2091 and encodes 687 amino acids. The transcript has 5 exons. NCBI's taxonomy places the organism in Eukaryota, Viridiplantae, Streptophyta, Magnoliopsida, Asterales, Asteraceae. Gene Ontology annotation, molecular function: myo-inositol:proton symporter activity. Gene Ontology annotation, cellular component: membrane. The record is from RefSeq and is a predicted model, not a curated record.